Aureobasidium melanogenum CBS 110374 is the source of this 558-nucleotide messenger RNA. RefSeq lists its product as uncharacterized. Bases 1 to 558 code for a protein of 185 amino acids. Lineage: Eukaryota; Fungi; Ascomycota; Dothideomycetes; Dothideales; Saccotheciaceae. The transcript has 2 exons. The record is from RefSeq and is a predicted model, not a curated record.
AUGGCUUCCAUUUCUCGUCGACUUUCUCCCAAAGCUCUCGCCAAACACCUGCGCGAGCUCGGGUUUGUGAACAAGCUGAUCCGCAAAUUUGUGGACUCCCCCUACGACGUCAACUAUGCUACGGCUCUGCUGAAAUCCUACUCGCCACCAUCUCGCAAACCUAGAAAGGGCAGGUAUAACGACCUAUGUCUUCACAAAGGCGCGCGCAACCAACUCUGGGUGGUCUACGAUCCGCUCAAGCACAAGCCUAUCUUUGACAACGAUGCUCUGAUGCUCACCGUUCGCUUUGCCAUCUUUCAACCCGGCAACCCACGUCUCAUCGAGUACAACACCAAGACCACAUCUCUUCGCAUCCGCUCAUCAAGAAUAAUCGUGGGUCAGCAAAUUAAGUACACCGCCAACGGACCAGUUCUCGAGCCCCUGGACCAAGAAGAAAGCGACUAUGAAUCCAAGCCUGCCACCACUGCCACUACCAAGAAAGGACGGAAAGCCACCAAAAAAUCGAAGUCCAAGUCUAGCAGCGAUUCAGAGCUUACGGAGAUGGAGUCUGAUACUUGA